Messenger RNA from Aspergillus oryzae RIB40, 1098 nucleotides. RefSeq lists its product as uncharacterized. Bases 1 to 1098 code for a protein of 365 amino acids. The transcript has 6 exons. The record is from RefSeq and is a predicted model, not a curated record. NCBI's taxonomy places the organism in Eukaryota, Fungi, Ascomycota, Eurotiomycetes, Eurotiales, Aspergillaceae. Gene Ontology annotation, molecular function: hydrolase activity, hydrolyzing N-glycosyl compounds.
AUGGUAGCCUCCGCACAGAGUUCCCCGGCCCCGAAUAUCUGGCUCGUCGUGUAUACUACUACGGUAGUCGAUCUAGUCCACUAUAGUCAGGAACUGCCCACCACCUUUGCGUUUCUCAUCUCUCGACUCAUCAUCGUCAGAAUGAGGACACGCUGGAUAUUCACGGUCGCAUUACUCGUAGCCCCUUUGGCGCUUGGAUCGAUACCAGCGACGAAGCUAAUUAUCGACACGGAUCUGUUUAGUGAUGUUGACGACGCAGCCGCUCUUUUGGUGCCGUGUGACCAUCCAAUGGCCACGCCAAUAGGCGUCAUGAUCAAUUAUCCGUCCAGUUAUAGUGCCUUGGCGGCCUCCAGUAUUCUCGGGUACUAUGGCUACUCUGACGUUCCAGUUGCCCUCAAACAACCGUUUUCCAAUGAUACUUUCCUCGACACCUGGUCAUACCAACUUGGGGAAUAUGCAAGCAAAGUCGCAUACAACUGGCGACAUACUGCAUCGAUGCCAUGGGGAGACGUAAGUAGUGCGUGGGAUCCCGUCGAGCUGUAUCGCAAGCUCUUAUCUGAAGCGGGUGAUCACAGUGUGACAAUUGCCAGUAUCGGGUUCCUCGACAACCUCUCUGAGCUUCUUUCAUCCCCCGGGGAUACAUACUCUUCGCUCUCAGGGCAUGGCCUGGUGAAGGCGAAAGUGAAAGAACUCGUCAUCAUGGGCGGAGCAUACCCGUGCGGAUAUGAGUACAAUUUCUACGGCAGCAAUGCUUCUGCAACUGCUCAUGUAGUAAACACUUGGCCGGGGCCCAUGACAUUCUCUGGUGGUGAACUUGGGGCGACCGUCUACUCGGGGGCGCGGUUGACCGUAGAGGGCCCUGUCAGUGAUCCAGUCAACGCAGCUUACCGGUGGUACACCGGAUACAACAUAUCUCGGAGCUCAUGGGAUCCCCUUACCGUGUUAUAUGCCAUCGACGGAUUAAGUAACAUAAAUGAAUGGUUGCCAGACAGCCCUUUGUAUCCACAGAAAUACCUGAAGCUGCGAAUGUCUGAAGAAGAAGCUGGUGAACUUUUGGAUAAUAUUUACCUUGAUACGGCGACAAGAGCUGCAAGGUGA